Racocetra fulgida is the source of this 353-nucleotide messenger RNA. NCBI's taxonomy places the organism in Eukaryota, Fungi, Glomeromycota, Glomeromycetes, Diversisporales, Gigasporaceae. The record is from the annotation of a GenBank genome assembly.
AUGCUGUAGAGCAACUCGCAAGGUCUUUACGUCGUCAUCCUGAUUUUCAACAAAGAAAGGAUGGACAAACUUUAAAUUCUAUAACUAAACGUUGGAAAGCACCUUUAAUGGAGGCUUACAUUGCUUCUUACCUAGAUCCUCGAUUCAAAAGUAUGUCCUUUGACAAAGAAAAAAAAAAAGAAGUUCAAGAAAUGAUCGCGGAAAUGAUAAAAACAAAUACUAUUGAUACCCCAGAACAAACUGAAAUGGAUCGAUUUUUCGACAGUGAUAAUCAAUCUGAUUGUCCAUUAGAUAAUGAAUUAGAACGACUACCCACUUUACAAAACCCACAACCCUCUUACCUACAACGUUAG